AUGGGCCAUCCGGAUGGAGAAGUGGCGCAGGCAGCUCGUCUCCGAGGAGAGGCAGAAGCUACCUUUGCCCGGCGGCAGGCGCAGCAGCGCUACAGCCGGGCAGAACUCAAAGCAACGUCCCAUUCCGGAGUUCACACGGGGGACUUAGUCUUCUACUGGCCCUCCCAGCUGUAUGGCAAGAAGGUUGGGGGUACCAGAAUCCAAACUGGGCGCGCAGCUGGCUACGCAGGGCCGGCCAGAAUCUUGGCCCUGGAGACACGGCGGGAUCAGGACAACAAGAUCCGAGCCAGCAGUGUGGUUUGGCUGGUGCGCAAUAACAGACUCCUGAAGGCCUCAGUGGAGCAGCUUCGCUUCGCUUCAGCCCGUGAAGAAUUACUUCAUGACUUCGAGAGGCCAAGUUCUCUGCCCUGGACCAUGACAGAGCUGACGAGUCCCCUCACCAAGGAAGAGUACGAGGACAUCACGGCCGAGGUCCCGAGCGAGGCCGACAAGGACGAACAUGGUGAGGCACCGCGAUGGCGACCACCUGAACGACGAGUACGACAAAAGCGUGCACCUGACCUUCAACCUCUUCCUGAACAAGGACCAGACGUUCCCCAGGCACCCGAAGUGGAAAUGGAGCAGGGCGCCGCUAGACACGACGACGUGGAGUCCCCCAGAGCGAGGACAAGGUCUCCGCCACGGGCACGGGCACCACGAGCUUCUUCUUCUCAAGAACACAGUUUCUGGGCACAGGAGACCGCAGCUGUGGCAUUGGAAAUCCCCAUGCCAACCACGCGACAUGGCUGGAAACUGGCCUCCCGAGACCUGGAGACCUACCUGGCCAGUGCCCUCAAGAAGAAGAGCGUCGAGGUCUAUGAAAAGAACAUGGAUCCCGGCACCAAAGAGCGCUUUGCAGCGGGAAGUGAAAAAGAGGCCAUGCGGAUGCGGUGGAUUCUGUCCUGGAAAACAGACCAUUCCGGGACCACUUCGCCAAAAGCGAGAGCAGUCGUCCUGGGCUAUCAGGACCCGAAUUACGAGCACCGCAUCACAUAUGCGCCAACCACCACUCGUCACACGAGACAGCUCAUGCUUCAGAUGGCUGCGUGCAAGAACUGGCACGCCUGGAAGGGCGACGUGUCAGCAGCCUUUUUACAAGGCCGAGAAUGCGGCUAUGAUCUGUACUGUAUUCCCACUCCUGAGUUGUGCGAAGGGAUGGGAAUACCAAAAGAAAGUGUGGCGCGACUUCGUAAAGCUUGUUACGGCUUGGUACAAGCUCCGUAUGAGUGGUAUGAAACGGUGAGAGCCUUUCUGUUGGAAAGUGGGUUCUAUCAGUGUGCCACUGACCCGUGUUGUUGGGUCCUGCAGGUUGAGGGCCGUGUCCAUGCCAUCAUCUCCGGUCAUGUUGAUGAUUUUAUGAUGAUAG
Molecule: messenger RNA, 1405 nt
Organism: Symbiodinium pilosum
Lineage: Eukaryota; Dinophyceae; Suessiales; Symbiodiniaceae
Source: the annotation of a GenBank genome assembly